AUGGCUGUCCAAAGCAACGGCACGCAUGGCCCAUCCGUCCGAUUCGCACCACCCAAAUCAACCUCAUCCUCAUCAAGAAUCAACGGUGAUGACUCCGUGGAAGUAGAAGUGGAAGAAUACGACCAGCCCGAAUCCUCCCCCUACGAAUCCCGCCGCGUGAUCCUCCUCCUGGGCCCCCACGAACGCAAACACUCCGUGCCCGAGUACUACCUCCGCCAGUCCCCGAUCUUCACCGACAUCCUCAGCACGUACCCGCACUUCAUCACCAAGACAGUCCCCUGCAUCCCCCUGCCGGACGUCGACGACGACCUCAUCCACACGGUCGUCCACUACCUGCACACGGGCAGCUACCAGACGCUGCGGCCCGCGGGGGGCAGCGACUGGACCAAGACCGAGUACCGGCGCAGCGUGCUCGUCUACGGCGCGGCGGCCCGCUACGAGCUGCUGGGCCUGCAGACCCUGGCGCGCAAGUACCUGCAGAAGCUGGACACCCACCUCAGCAUCUUCGACGUGCUGGGCGUCGCCCGGAAGGUGUACGGGGGCGGCAAAGGGUCGACGAUCCCGGACUACGACCCCUGGUUUUUCGAGGUCUAUGUCCGCGGCAAGAUGGCCGAUGCCUUCGUCGAGGAUCGCGAUCUCUUCGAGCGCCCCCGGUUCCAGUAUCUGCUGGGCGCGGAGACGGGGUUCGAUCGGUUCUUGGUGCAGGCGCUGGUCUGGAUCUACGAGGCGAGGAUCGCGGAGUUGGAGAAGAGGGCCGUGCGAAAUGGGGGUGGGGGUGGGUUGCAGCAGCGGGAUGAUAGGUAUGAGGAUCUGAGGAAUGCCGGAGUGAGAGAUGAGAGGAGUGCGGUCGUGGCCGGGUUGGAGGAUAUCGCGGAGGAGUAUCCGGAUGAGCGGACGGUGGCGUUGGAUGAGAUGGACGAGGUAGAGGGAGGAGGAGGGGUGUAUGAGCGACAACAUCUGGAAGCACAUGCGGAGGACUUGAUCGACGAGCGACCGCCGUCCAGUGCCCAUGUCUCGGAGGGGUAUCCUGUGUCCGUGGCGGAAGAACCGAUCGAGGAUUUUCAAGACACCCAUACUACUGCUGCCGCUGCCGCUGCCGCUGGCUCUCGCACCGAGGAAUACGGAGAAGAGCUCCCAGCCGAGAGAUACACGCCCAUCGAGCAGCCGAUUAAAGAGGAGGAGCCCAUCCCUCACGACGCCGCCGCCGACGACGACGAUGAUGACAGAUACAACCGUGCUGAACCGCUCGAGCCCGCCGCAGAUGACACCUGGAACGGGUGGGGGAGCUGGGCAGCCCGCACGAGGGAAUGGGGCUACACGACGGUCAUCCACGAGGAGGAGCCUGCAGCCACAGACCCCGAUCCCAUCGCCGAGAAAGACCCCCUCCCCGAGCCGGUGGCAGACGAGCCGCUCCCGGAUUACGCCGAGGUUCAGCAGCCGGUGGUGGUGUCGGAGGACCACCCCCACGCCCACCAGGAGAAUCAGAGCCCCCUGGAGAGCGGCAAGAAGAAGGACCGCAAGAAGGACCGCAAGAAGCGGAGCACCAUGAGCCGCACGCGGGCGCUGUUUUCCUCGGCGGAGGAACAGCCGCGCGAGCAGGCGGUCUUCUGA
Molecule: messenger RNA, 1611 nt
Organism: Aspergillus aculeatinus CBS 121060
Lineage: Eukaryota; Fungi; Ascomycota; Eurotiomycetes; Eurotiales; Aspergillaceae
Exons: 2
Coding region: 1-1611 (536 amino acids)
Source: RefSeq, a predicted model, not a curated record